This is a messenger RNA of Beta vulgaris subsp. vulgaris (sugar beet), 4643 nucleotides long. RefSeq lists its product as hypothetical. The record is from RefSeq and is a predicted model, not a curated record. Gene Ontology annotation, cellular component: nucleus. The transcript has 16 exons. Gene Ontology annotation, molecular function: nucleic acid binding; zinc ion binding; ubiquitin protein ligase activity. Gene Ontology annotation, biological process: ubiquitin-dependent protein catabolic process; mRNA processing; protein ubiquitination. NCBI's taxonomy places the organism in Eukaryota, Viridiplantae, Streptophyta, Magnoliopsida, Caryophyllales, Amaranthaceae. The coding region runs from base 170 to 2437 and encodes 755 amino acids.
ACAGAACAUAUUUAUACGAACACCAAAACUGAAAAUAUUCACACUUGUUGGAUUAUCUCACAUUCUCACACCCAAUCUCUCUCUCUCUCUCUCUCUAUAUAUCCAUCUGUCUCUUUCUCGUUGCAUCAUAUGAUCGAAAACCUUCAUCGUCUUUUUUCAUCAAUCCGCCAUGUCUAGUGUUCGCUUCAAAUUCAGAAGCUCCGCUACUUUCGACUCUGUUGAUAUUGGAGAACAAUCCUCUAUUUCAAUUCGCGAUCUCAAAUCCAGAAUCGUCUUGAAGAAGCACCUCAAUCUUUCUCAAGAUUUCGACCUCGUCUUCUCCGAUUCUAAUUCCGGCCAAGAGUAUAAGGAUGAAAACAUUCGAAUUCCUCGCGGUUCGAGCGUGAUUAUCAAGCGAGUGCCGGCGGAGUCUCCGUCGCUCAGGGGUUCUGAUAUAUUAGCUGGAUGCUUCGGGAUGAGGGAUGCCGAAUGUGUUGAUGUCAUUGAUCCUCCUGAUGUGGAUGUUGGACUGAACAACGUUGAUGAUUUUGAAGUUGACUUGUGUCAACCUCUUAACACAAACUUAUCAGACACUGAAAAACUGCUAUUGGACCAUGAUGGGAAGAAAGAUUAUGUGGAACCAAGAUGCUCAAAGGAACUAUUAGUCAGAUGCAAAAAUCUAGAUGCAGCUCACCCUGAUCAAUUAACUCUAAAAGGUUCUAGUGCAAAUGAGGGAAGUACGCUAGAAAUGCCCAGGCCCAAAUUUAAGGAACAAAUGGAGUCGGAUAGAACAUCUCCUGCAAAACAAUUAGCCAUGGAGAACAGUGACAUGCCAUCAGAGCUGAAAUGUUCACUGUGCAGAACCUUUUUUAAAGAGGCUGUCAUGAUACCAUGCUGUCAACACAGCUUCUGUGGAAAAUGUAUUCGUUUAGCGCUGUCUGAGAAUGCAAAAUGUCCUAUGUGCUCAUCCGCCAAAUGCAAAGCAGAGGACUUGCUUCCAAAUGUUUCACUUAGGCAAGCAAUUGAACGUUUUCUUGAAUCCCAACUCUUACUUAAUGGCUCAGAAAAUGAUCUUCAUAGAUAUGCACCAGAUGGUGAAUCUGGAAUCCAAGUAAAGGACAUUUCCUAUGCUACAUCGGUUCCACAGAGACAUUUGCAAUUGAGCCAUUCUGCAACCUGGAACAGAUCAAACCAAAUAAAGCAAAGCAAGUUACAUGAUCAUGCUCAUUUUGCUGAUAAGUGUAAUCCUGGUACAUUCGAAAAUUUCAGCGACUUCCAAGGGGAAAAUGAUCCACAAAGUAUGGCUGGAACAAAUGAAGGAGCAAAUUCUUGCUACAAGAAUGGGGAGGGAUCUCGUAUUAUUACCAGAGGUGGAGAGAGGAACUUCACAGCGCCAGGCCGACCAAGCAAGGGUCCUAGGACAUGUUACAUGUGCGGUUCUCCAGAUCAUUUGUUUAGAGACUGCCCAGGUACUGCAGAUUCUAGCACGAGCUUCAACUGGAAUGGUGUUCCGUCUUUUCCUGGGGCUGUUUCAGGUUAUUCACCAGCGUAUUGGCCUGGGAGUCCACAUUCCAGGCCCUUUGUAAACAUGUAUGGAGGCCCUGGGAUGAUGUUUUAUAAUACCAACGCAGCUCCUAUUUCACCGUUUGCAUUUCCUCCCUGUGCUCCAUCAAUGUAUGGUGGCUAUCCUCUUGUUAGUGGAUAUAUGAAUGCGGGAGGUAUGGCACCACCACCUGGAAAUUUUUCUCAGCAACCAAGGCAUGAAGAACUUCUGAACCUUCAGGGUUGUGCAAGACAACAGAGAAAUUGUGAUGUAGAUUUGGGAAGAGAACGGAUUAUUGAUAGAGAACACAAUGCCAAUACCCACCAUGAUUCUAUGGAAAGAGGUCUGUAUCAUGCUGAUGACAGUUUUGUCAGGAGGUCGGAAGGGAAGCAUAGAAGUCGUGACAAUUCAGAUGGCGGUACAUACUCAAAUUGUAAUAGGCAGGCAAAAGUUGCUCAGAAGCCGGAGUGUGGAAGAGAUAUAAGGAUAUCUCAGUCAGAUAGAAUAUCCUUAGAAAAGGAUGUGCUUGAUAGCAGGAUUCGGCCUAGGGACGAUGGGCAUGAGAAGCUCCAUAGAACCUUGAGAAGAGAUGAUGACAUAGGAUCACGGCAUGGCCGUGAUUCCGCUCAGAAAUAUUAUCAAUCGAACAAAGAAAUCAGUAAAAGGAAAAGAAUGGAACAUAACGAGAGAAAAUCUGAUGGACAUUCUCACAGCCGCUCCAGGUCCAGCUUGGAACGUAGUUAUUCUGGUGAUGGUGCAAGGCAAAGGCGAGAAGAGUCCAGUCAUAGAUCGCGACACUCAAACAAAAUUGCAAAAUCCAAUGGUAAGGAGAUGCAUCAUGACCAUGGGAAGAUUAAAUCUUCAUAUGACUAUGGGGAGGAUUGUCACAGUUCUAAACGAAAGAGAUUUCAUUAGGACUGGCAACAUGUCUUUUGAGAUCUAGUAGAGUGCUGGCUUUGGACUACUCAUCAUGAUUAACCUUUAUUUAUUCUUCUAACCCACUCCAUUAUCUUAGCUUGAAGUUGGAUGCUAGCAAUUCAGUUAUUCAAGUGGAGCACUGCAUGCACAGUUUAUAUAUGGAUGCAUUUUAGUGGAUUUUCAUCUUUUUCCACGUGAUUCUACAAGCUGGUCAAGGUUUGUUGCUAAUACAAUGUUGUGAUCGGCCUUCAGCUUCUGUUCCAAGGGCAUUCUUGUCCUGCUGAGUAUUUUUCGUUCAGGUAUGUAUUUGACACUUGGUUCAUUCAGCUCCUCGUUUGUGAUCUACCCAGCUAGCUCAAGGUCUGUUGGUAAGGGACAAACUCUGCGUAGUUAUUUUGGAAGAAAAGAGUGUUGUCUAAAAUUUGCUUGGACUGGUUGAUUAUGGGGAGGUGGUUGUCAGAAUUGUGUCUUUGUAACAAGAAGAGUUACAGAAAGGAUAUACUUCCCUUUGGGGGGGUAGGGGGAAAGAAGAGCAGCAGCAGAAAGGUAAUUAGAACUUAGAAGUGAAAGGUAGGAGGUCGGAUUGUAGCACAGUCUGUAACUUGUAAGUGAUGCCCUUGGUCCCAUAGAGCUAGUGGCAUUGUUCUUCAGGGAUUAUUCUUUUCUUGGUAUUGUUUAUACUUUCGUGAGAAGGCUGUGGUAGCUUACAAGUCUUUGAGACAGCUAAAAGAGUAAGUAGUUUAACUUGGUUGAUACGAGAUUAUUUAUAAGACCUAUACAUAAUAUAGACUAAAGAAGCUUCAGUCCACAGAAAUAGUGAAGAAGACUGAAGGAGGGUGAAUGGGGAGUGAGUUAGUGAAUACUUGUUGCAAGGUACACUGCUAGUACACUGCUAGAAAGCUGGAGAUUCUUGCAUUUUCCCCCAGACAACCUAUAUGUUUAAACUUUUCUUGUUCCAUGAAAACCAUAAUCACACUCCAUCCGCCUCACUAUUGAUGGUGCUGUUGAUGCUUUUAAAUAUUCAUGAGGUCGUUAUCCCUUCCAUCAAAUCUCUGCUUUUAAGCUUGAUCGAUUUUGGUUCUUUUUUUCCUUAUAUGUAAGCCUGCUCAGUACUUUCAUUACCAUCCCUUGUGUUAGCUUUUUCUAUAGAUACCAUCCGUAAUGCACUAUCUGAUUUGUUCAUUUUGCCCUCCUGUUAGCUUCGUGCCCCUUGACUGUUCUUGAAACAUCAUGUAAGGCAUGGCUUAUUUUCAUGCUCCUUGAUUUUCCUGGAAACGUCUUCAUGUAAGACACAAUCUGAUUAAGGGUGUUCUCUUCAUCUUUUAAAAAAAAUAUUUUAGGGCUCAAGAGUUCCAAUUAGCCGCAAUAAAUUUUGUUCAGUAAAAUUCAAGUAAAGAGACCGCAUCUUGAGAAGAAACAUUAAGUAGAGAGAAAAUGAAGCUAUUGUAAAGAUGGAAAAAAAAAACCCUCGGGCUAGGCCGAAGCAUGAGCCUGCUCUUUAUAGUUUGUGCUUUUUAUUGUGUUUUCCGAUUUUUACCAAGUCUUACGAACUACCAAAUACACAAAGCUCACAGGCCUGUGCAUAACAAAAGAAGUAGGCCUGAGCUCCGCAUGGAAAAUGGGCUGUGCUUCUAGCAACCUUGGCCCGGCCUGGCCUGGCCUGCUAUCAUCUAAAGAGUGCACAAUUGGUCUGUGUUCCAGCUCUAAACUUGCCAAAUGCUUAGCUCGCUUCUUUUUUCAAAGUUUCCAGUGUCUUUGAAGUUUGAAUUCACUAGGGCCUAGGGGUUGAAGUGCAGAAUUCUAACCGAUAAUGAAGGUUUCACUUUUUAAGUGGAACCUAAUGAUCCAUUGGUUUAUGUCUACUAAGUGGGUAAUCUACCUACUUCCUCCGUUCCAUAAUACUCGCUACACUUCUCGAUUCACGGACUCCAAGACAAUUUUUGGAGAAGAGAAAGGUAGAGAGUAAAACGAAAAGGGAUCCAUGUGAGAGGAGAGAGAUAGAGAGAGUUUAUUGCCCAAAAAGGAAGUGUAGCAAGUAAUGUGAAACUUCCCACAAUGAAAAGAGUAGCAAGUAUUAUGCAACGGAGGAAGUACUAGAGAUAGAUAUUAAAAGUUAAUAAAGUUGAUUUCUAUAGUUCUUUUUUUUGUUUUUAAUUGUUUAUUUGUUGUGAAUAGUUUACCUAGUAGUGAUUAAAUGUAUCAA